CAUAAGAGACGGAGAUGUUUCCUUUACACAAUUCAUGAAAAAAUUAUAAUACUCUCUAAAAGAGUAUAAAAAGGUUCACGCACACACAAUGAGCACACACGUGGACACAAACUCGUUUUAUUCUGCUAUUCAAAUAAAGUUGCUUUAAAAAUAACUCUCAAUGCCGCAUUUAUUGCGCUCGGUGCCACGCAAACUGUGUCAACAGUGGAGUGCAGCUUAACAGUGGCAGUUGGACGGCGAGAACGAGGACGACGAGUCUAUAUUUCAGAACGAGAUGUUUCCACAGGCCGAGCUGGAAAACUACAAGCUGCAGGUGGAACUGCUUCAGGAGAAACUUCGUCGCAGCGAGGACAAUCGCCAGCAGCUGGAGCAUAAACUGGACAAAGUACUACAGAAACGCAGCGAACUCGAGAAGUGCGUGCGACAGAAAUCACGUCAGAAGUACCAGGAAUUUUUGGAGGAGCAGAGCAAGCGCAACGAGCGAAACAAAAAGCUGGUGCAGAUGCUGGAACGUAUCGAUGAACAGACUGCUGCCAUGUCGCAGCGCAGCGAACGACUCAAAAUGAUGAAGCUGCAAUACCAAAUGUACUUUGCAAAAUUGGUUCAGAACCAAACGUUGCGCUGUAUACAACAAACAACAGGAGGCACUCCUUUGUCAAUUCCUGUCCUAAUACAGCCACAAGCAGCGGCAGUGUCGGAUCCGGCUGCAUCGCCACAGCAAUGGGCUUUUGCCAUGGCCACGCCCACACCCACGCAUACUGGUAUGUUAUUAGCUGCACAAGCAAUGCGUCAGCCCAUUUAUAUGCCCUACCCAGAUCUGUACGGCGGGGCUGGUGCUGGGGCUGGUGUGAGCGGCGGACAGGCGCUUGGCACCUCCAAUCUGUUCGACCUGCGUGCCACAUUGCGCGCCCUGGACAAUGAAAAUGCUGAUUUGCCGGAGCGCAUGACGCACUUUGAUGUGGCUGCUCUGUCAGCGGGUGAAUCUCAAUAUGGCAACGCUGAAAAGGCAGCGCCAACAGAAACAACAGCCACGACGACAACGACGAUGUCAACAGCAUGCUCACCGAAAGACAUGAGUGCACGGGAGCUGAGUAGCACAUCCUCAACAUUGGCAACAUCCUCGUUGACAUUUGAUAAAUUGCCAAAGACGGCAGCGUUGACUGAGCUGCCGGCUGCAGCUGUCGCUGUCGCUGGCGUCGAUGACGUCGGCGACCGACCGCAAGAGGCAGCGCAGUUGCGCAGGGAAGGCCAGCAAGGACUGGAGCAGGAAGCCUGGCCAAAUUCACGCGUGACUAGAGGCGAGCAUGAAAUAUCGCCAAGUGUCGCUGGCUAUAAUGAGCCACGCCGGCAGCCACAGCAGCAAUAUCAGGAGCAAAGGCAGCACGAUUUGGACGCAUACUUUGGCGAGCUGAAAAUCGAUGAGCCCUGGCAACCAACAACAGCGCCAACAGCAACAAUGGCACGGCCAAUGGACCAGUUUGAAGACAAAAUGGAGCUAAGCGUGCGUCCCAGCGAAAUGAAAACAGUUGGAGGCGGUGGCGCCAUUGGCGGCCUCGUUGGUGGCAUCAGCAACGAUUUGCUUGACGAGGUCAAAGCCAGUCGUGCAGCUCUGGAGCAGGCAGCGGCUGCGGUUGAUGAGCAGCUAGCACGAGGUAAUCAAUUGUCGCCACUGGCAACCAAUGAGCCAUUCGCUAAGCCCAGAGUGUCGAUUGAGAAUAUUGAAAAUGCCAUUUACGGCGAACGUUUGACAGGAACAACCACUGCGAUAUCAGCCAGAGCAGCUGCAGAGGCGGCAGCAGCAGCAACAGCAGUGGCAGCAGCACCAGCACCAAAGCAGGGAUUAUUUGAGAAUUUGGCAACCAACGCAUCGCAGUCGCAGCAGUCGCAGCAGCAGCAGCAGCAGAAUCAAGGUGAGGGCGAACAGAUGAGUGCUGUAGAGGUAGAACAGUUGCAGGAGCAGCAGCAACAGCAGCGACCAACACAUGAUGGGGCUCAGAUCGAUUUCGGGCAGUACGAUGACAAUAGCUAUGUGGACCCAGGUGAGCCCAGCUAUGCCAGCAUUGAGACCAGCCAACAGCAACAGCUGCCGCAGCCGGCAAGCGUCACAGGCGAGCCGCUGUACAGUGAAAUCGGAAAUCCCGCAGACUAUCAGCAAUAUGUAGCGGAUGCAAAUGCAGCAAACGAUGCCGAAGCUGAGGCUGCAGCAGCCGCAGCACAACAGGAGUACUCCAAUAUGGAUUAUAGCAACUACGAUGCCGCCCAAUAUGCUGCCGGCUAUGAUCCCAAUGCCUAUCCGGGCUACAUAUACGAUGAGGCAACCGGCCAGUACAUAGCCGAUCCCAAUGCCGAGCAGUAUGCCCCGGAUGGCAGCUACGCGGGCCAGGACUAUGAUGUCGCAGCAGCAAAUUAUGACUACUAUGCCGAGCAGCAGCAGCAGCAGCAGCUGCAACAACAGCCGCAGCAAGAGGUACAACAGGAAGCCGCCUAUCCGAUGUCUGACAACAACAGCGCAGCGGCCGAGCUGGUUUUGCCACAGGAAGUGGAGCAAGCCCCGUCAUCUGGAGGGGCUGAUGCAAAAACUGAAGCCACUCACUCACCAGUGGCGACCGACACCACCGCCACGCCCGUCAGGCCCACAUCGAUACUUGCGUCGACAGACAAACAAGCGACGCCUAAUGAUGCGCAUCAGCAGCAGCAGCAGCAGCAAAAGAAGAAGAAGCGCGUUAAUUUCGUUGACAGCAGCGAAACGGAUGAUAGCUCAAGCGCGAAACCAGCCCAGGAACCAACCGCGCCCACAGCCACCCCGAACAUUGGUGUACCCGCGGGAGCAGCGACCGGCGCAUCUGGAGCCGGCAGUGAAAGCGACUUCGAUUUUUCAACAGGCAGCGAGGCGAAGAAUUAGAACAAGCGCAAAACACUUCAGCUCUAAUUUGCUGCCAUUUGGGUUAACCAAUGGACGACCAAUCGAGCGACCAUUCAAUGAGACCGCAUUCAAUUUAUGUCCAUCGCAUUUCCCACUUUUAGCCUGUGCCGCACCUCCCCUCAACGUAUGCAGAAGAAAAUCGACAUACAAUGUGGAACAAACAUAUAAUGAACGGAACGGAAACGGAAACAAAAGAUUUUAAAAGCUCAGCUAUGCUUUGAGCGUUCAAUUGAAUAAAGAGCUCUAUCAAAUAUUUUAAGGCAUUUGAAAAACAAUUAUCAAUGUUCAAAUACAUUUUUUCCAUUUAUGAACAAUAAAAA
Messenger RNA from Drosophila montana, 3243 nucleotides. RefSeq lists its product as uncharacterized. The record is from RefSeq and is a predicted model, not a curated record. The coding region runs from base 275 to 2902 and encodes 875 amino acids. NCBI's taxonomy places the organism in Eukaryota, Metazoa, Arthropoda, Insecta, Diptera, Drosophilidae. The transcript has 5 exons.